Molecule: messenger RNA, 3097 nt
Organism: Callorhinchus milii (elephant shark)
Lineage: Eukaryota; Metazoa; Chordata; Chondrichthyes; Chimaeriformes; Callorhinchidae
Product: metabotropic glutamate receptor 3
Biological process (GO): G protein-coupled glutamate receptor signaling pathway; regulation of synaptic transmission, glutamatergic
Cellular component (GO): membrane
Molecular function (GO): group II metabotropic glutamate receptor activity
Source: RefSeq, a predicted model, not a curated record
GGGGGCUGGGGCUGGGGGCAGCCAGUGUGUGAGUGGGACAGACCUGGGCAGCUCCUCUGGUGAGAGCCAAACCACUGACCAGAGAUUUCAAUCUUCCACCAGAGGAGAGGAUUUGUGUUUCUAUCAAAAAGGGGGAGAAACAAACAUCCAUCUCUACAGUAAAUAGCUAUAGAUAAGAUAAGAGCAGUCAGUCUGCUCAUCUCUGCUCAUCUCUGCUCAUCUCUCCCUCUCUCUCACCAUAUCUGAUGGGAACAUAUCAGAUGUAAUGAAUAUCACACAUUAUCUUCUCAAUUGAAGCAUUCCUCUCUCUCUCUCUCUCUCUCCAGUGAAGGUGAUCGUAUGAUGCGAUCGACAUUCAGGAUAAGAGAAUCAUUUGCCCAUUCCAUGACAAUCAGGGAGAUCUCGAUUCUCCAGUGAAGACCCACAACAUGAAGACUCCAGGCGUCUCUUGUGUGUCUCGAGUCCUCCUGCUUCACCUCUUCCUCCAGAAUGUGUUGCUGACACCCAGUUAUUCCACAGGUUCAAACAAGGAGAUCGCAAUCGAAGGAGAUCUGGUGAUUGGAGGUUUGUUCCCAGUCCACGAAAAAGGCAAUGGUUUGGAAGACUGUGGCAGAAUCAAUGAGCAAAGGGGUAAGCGGCUGGAAGCUAUGCUCUUUGCUCUGGAUGAGAUCAAUAAGGACCCCGCUAUCUUGCCCGGCAUCAAGCUCGGAGCCCAUAUCUUAGACACUUGUUCAAAGGACACGUAUGCUCUGGAGCAGUCCCUGGACUUUGUCAGGUCCUCCCUAACUAAAGUGGACGAGACAGAGUACAUAUGCCCAGAUGGGUCGUAUGCCAUCCACGAUGAGAUGCCGUUUGCAAUAACAGGCGUCAUUGGGGGAUCCUACAGCGAUGUGUCUAUUCAGGUGGCCAACUUGCUUCGCCUGUUCCAGAUUCCCCAGAUAAGCUACGCCUCCACCAGCGCCAAGCUGAGCGACAAAUCACGUUACGAUUACUUUGCUCGGACUGUCCCUCCGGAUUUCUACCAGGCCAAAGCCAUGUCUGACAUCCUGCGUUUCUUCAACUGGACGUACGUCUCCACGGUGGCGUCAGAGGGCGAUUACGGGGAGACCGGCAUCGAAGCCUUCGAAUACGAGGCUCGAUCGAGAAACAUCUGCAUCGCCACCUCCGAGAAAGUGGGACGCUCCAUGAACAAAAAGACCUACGAUGCGGUCAUCAGGGCCUUGAUGCAGAAACCCAACGCCAAGGUCGUGGUCUUGUUCACCAAGAGCGAGGACGCUCGCGAGCUGCUGGCCGCCUCUCACCGGCUCAACGCCUCCUUCCUGUGGGUGGCCAGCGACGGCUGGGGAGCCCUGGAGAACGUGGUCAAAGGCAACGAGCGGGUAGCAGAAGGUGCGUUGACUAUCGAGCUGUCGGCCUACCCCAUCAGGGAGUUCGCCAGGUAUUUUGUUAACCUGGAGCCGUACAACAACAGCAGGAACUCGUGGUUUCGGGAGUUUUGGGAGCAGAGGUUCCACUGCAGCCUCCAAACCCUGCGCUGCGAGAGGUACUCUCUGAAGAAAGGCAAGUUCGAGCAGGAGUCAAAGAUCAUGUUUGUGGUCAAUGCCGUCUACGCCAUGGCUCACGCCUUGCACAACAUGCAAAGGGCCCUGUGUCCCAACACGACCAAGAUCUGUGAGAACAUGAGGCCGGUGAAUGGGAAGAAGUUUUACAAGGACUACAUCCUAAAGGUUCAGUUUGAUGCUCCGUUCAGACCGCAAGACACAUCCAGUGAAGUCCGAUUCGACAAGUACGGCGACGGGAUCGGCCACUACAACAUCUUCAACUUCCAGUCGGUGAACGGCAAGUUCAGCUACCGGAAGGUGGGCUACUGGGGGGAAGACCUGACCCUGAGCACGGACUUCAUUCCCUGGGCCAAAUCCUCCACGCCCACCUCCCAGUGCAGCGACCCCUGCGCCAAGAACGAGGCGAAGAGCAUGCAACCGGGUGACGUGUGCUGCUGGAUCUGCAUCGCUUGCCAACCCUACGAGUUUCUGAUCGACGAGUUCACGUGCUCGGACUGUGGACGCGGGCGGUGGCCGAACCCGGAGCUGAGUGGCUGCUACGAUCUCCCCGAGGAGUACAUCAAGUGGGAGGACGCUUGGGCCAUCGGGCCCAUCACCAUCUCCUGCCUGGGCAUCCUCUGCACCCUCUGCGUGUUCGGUCUCUUCAUCAAAAACAACGACACGCCGGUGGUGAAGGCCUCGGGCCGGGAGCUUUGCUACAUCCUCCUGAUCGGGGUCCUGCUGUGCUACAGCAUGACGCUGAUCUUCAUUGGCAAGCCCUCCGCCGUGGUCUGCACCCUGAGGCGCCUGGGCCUGGGCUCAUCCUUUGCGGUCUGUUACUCCGCGCUCCUCACCAAGACCAACCGCAUCGCCAGAAUCUUCAACGGCGUCAACGACGGGACCCAGAGGCCCCGGUUCAUCAGCCCGACCUCCCAAGUGGUGAUCUGCCUGGCGCUGAUCUCCUGCCAGCUCAUCAUCGUGAUCGUCUGGCUGCUGGUGGAGACUCCGGGCUCCAGGAAGGAGACAACACCCGACAAGAGAGAUAUCGUCACGCUGAAAUGUAACACCAAGGAAUCCAGCAUGCUCGUCUCGCUCACCUACAACGUGGUCCUGAUUGUCCUCUGCACCGUCUACGCCUUCAAGACAAGGAAGUGCCCUGAGAACUUCAACGAAGCCAAGUUUAUCGGGUUCACCAUGUACACCACGUGUAUUAUCUGGCUGGCCUUCCUGCCAAUCUUCUACGUCACCUCCAGUGACUACAGGGUUCAAACCACCACCAUGUGUAUCUCUGUCAGUCUGAGUGGUACUGUGGUUCUGGGCUGUCUGUUUGCUCCCAAAAUACACAUCAUUCUCUUCCAACCCCAGAAAAACGUGGUCAGUCACCGAGUGGCAACCAAUCGCUUCAAUACAACUCAAUCAGGAACCAUUCAAUCUCACGCUUCUGCUGUGCACUAUGUGCCAACAGUUUGCAAUGGACGAGAGAUCGUAGACUCCACAACAUCAUCAUUAUGAGUAUUAUAAGGACGCCUGCCACAUACACCCACCCACCCGCCCAU